Molecule: messenger RNA, 12500 nt
Organism: Xyrichtys novacula (pearly razorfish)
Lineage: Eukaryota; Metazoa; Chordata; Actinopteri; Labriformes; Labridae
Source: the annotation of a GenBank genome assembly
AUGGGGGGAUCCAAGAGUAAACCCAAGGAUGUAGGCCAGCGAACCCGCAGCCUGGAUGGCAACCUCAGCUCUGGGGGAGGGGCGGGCGGCCACCACCUCAACUCCAAUCAGCAGUCUAUGACCCCCAACCGCAGCCCGACCGUGGACGCAGGUCUGAGCGGAAACCAGUCCAUGCCAAACAACGCGGAGCUGGCGCUGUUUGGAGGCGUGGACAACAACAGCGUCACCUCUCCGAACAGAAUCACGCUGGCAGGUGAGAAAUCAGCGCCAAGAUUUACUCUACACAGGUACUAAACUCGACUCAGGUAAUAAUAAAACUUUCUCUGGGAACAGGAGGCGUGACGACCUUUGUGGCGUUGUACGACUAUGAGUCUCGAACAGCUUCAGAUCUGUCAUUCAGGAAGGGCGAACGCCUCCAGAUAGUCAACAACACGUAAGGAAAACUCCUCUUGGUUCUAUUUAUUUAUUUUUUUAUUUUUUUAUUUAUUUAUUUAUGUUUUUUGUGUUGUGUGUGUAUCAUUACUAUUAUUAUUAUUAUUGAAUUUUUUAUUUUUUUAUUUUUCUGUCAUUGUUUAUCCUGUACUCUUCUUGUUUAAGUGAAAUAUGAAAUAGGAAAAAAAAACAUUUUAAUUUUUUUUUUUUAUGCUGUUUGUGUUGUGUGUGUGUGUAUUCUUAUUAUUAUGAUUAUUAUUAUGAUAAUAAUAAUUAUUAUUAUUUAUUUAUGUAUUUAUUUUUUAUUUAUUUAUUUAUUUAUUUAUUUUUUUUUUUAUCUGUCAUUGUUUAUCUUGUAUUCAUCUUGUUUAAGUAAAAUAACAAAUAUGGAAAAAAAAAAGAAAAAAUCCUCUUUGUCACCUUUAAAACAAACAUGCACAGGAGUUAGCUCAAGAAGAGUCAGCUGACACUUUUGUUUUUUAACUGUCGUCGUGAAUUUUGGUCUAUUAACAUUUUCAACCUUAAAAAGUGAUAAAAUAUAGAUUUCAACGCAAAGAGGGGUCCCUUUUUUUACACGUAAACACAAUAUGUUACUUUGAAAUAGUGGGAUUUUAUUGUACUAAUACUGUUUGAUAUCAUCAAAUCGUUCCUUUGCAUGAUUUUAAUCUGCUUUUUAGAGUUUCUGGCAACUUCCAGGUCCUUUCGUUUCUACACAGCUGUGUAAAAAGUAGCACCCACAUGUUGUUUAUCAGCUUCCUUGUAAAUGCAAACUUUAAAGUUACCCACCUUUGAUUUUUGUCCUUUUCUGCAGCCGUACUCUCUGUUCUGCAGUUUCUCUGUUUAGAGUUACCGCUCUCUUUUCAACCUUAAAUGCAUGUCACUCGUCGUCGUCGCCUCCCUGAAAACCUCCUGUAACCAUAGAAACGGGCUUCCCUCGGCAGAGCGCUGACACAUUUCUGCUCAAUUUUUCUCUCCAUUCACAAAAAGCCGAUCACAUCUCGAAGACUUUGUUGUGUUUAUCUCCAGCUCCGAACAUGUGGUUCAAUUCUGAUGCCUAGUUACCGAGUAAAAACCCCAAACCUGUUUGGACUGAGGGGCGGGGGGGGUCUCUGCUUUAUGAAUCAAUAGAUGGGCAGUGAACCAUAUACUGUAGUGCUGCACCCCCAGUGCUGCCUGCUUCCUAACAAACUGCUGACCUAGAAGGCAGGAGCUGGGGACAAUAGUGGAUUAUCCUGCAUCUGGCCCCCUAAGCCAAAGACCUGCUUCAUUAUUGGGUCAAGUCCACGGAGAAUCCAUUAACCACCUCAAAGAUUAUUACUGGUUAUUUAAAGUCAAAGAAGGUGGCGGAGAGGCUUGAACGAGCUCUCUGAUUGGUCCGUUCAGAUAAUGUAACGACCUAAUAAGCUUUCUCCUGCCUGUGUUGCAUGUUUUUCUCACUGUUUGACCUCCUGUAUCUCAAACUUCUGCAUUAGUUCACGUUUUUAAGACUCUGUAUUUGUCGUGUUUUCUCUGCUGCUUUUCUUUAACCCCUCUCUUUCCUUUUCAUCUCUCUCUUUUUUUCCAUUUCUCCAUCACAAACCAUCACUUUUUUUAACAGGAGGAAGGUGAACUGCAGGUUUGUGAAGCUCCUCUGGGUUUGUUUUUGUGUCUACCUGUGUGUUCGUGUCACCUGAAGUAUACCCACUGUAUUUACACCUCACUUUAAAAGCACAGCCCACAUAACUCUGCCCUUCCUUCAUGCUGCGUUCACAUUGAAAGGGAAGCUGGUGUUGAAGCCUUGCAGCACUACGAUCAAUCCAGGACAACUGGAGGCAGUUAAAGUAAACAAACCAUAAUUCAACUUUAGGAACUCGGAGUGAGUCGAGUGCUGCAAAGCUACAGUCAUUCACUCCCUGAUGAAGUGUAGCAUAAAAGCCCCCGUGUCUCCCAGAGGGUGUACUCUGAAGCAAGAUUGACUUUCCUCAGGCUGGCUUUGUGUUAAUGACUCAACAUAACCUCAAACUUUUGAAGAGACGGUGGCUGAUACGAAGGUGUUCAUCAACUUUUUUUAUCAAGCAGUAUUUGCAGUUAAAUAUAAGAGGUUUAAAGGUGCAGUGCGCAGAAUUUUGCAGCUUUUAGCAGGACAGACUUGGUAGAAAUUAAGGGCUCUAUUUUCGUGCUUCGCCGGAGAAGUGGCGCAGGCGCGGCAAACCUGACUUAGGCAUUUCCAAGCACAAUUUGGUAUUUUACUGAGCGGCUCAGCCCGGCACAAUUAUCCCCCCUCCCUAACUCAUCCCCUCCCAGCGGCGUAAGUCGUAGCGAGGGAGGAGAGAAGGUGUGGAGUGGGUUUAACACAGCCGAGACCUGUAUUGACCAAUAACAUCAGCUACUCUCCUCGCCUUUAAAUCCGCCACCAAUGAGGCGUAUUACAAUUUUCGUGAAGUAGUCAGAGAGGUCAAGAGAUGUCUGAAGACAACAAUGCCACAUCAUGUGUGUCUAUUGACUAAAUAUUUAAUUAAAAUACCAAACUGGCUGUACGCUGGGCUCCGCCAGACAAAAAUACCACUGCGCGGGGUCCGCCACCCUUUGCCGCGUCCCCGAUGGACACAAAAAUAGAGCCCUAAGUGUAUUAAUCCUGAGUUUAUUUAAAUCAGCGUAUAAUCCCCUAAAUACAACAAUAAAUUUGUCUUUUUAACAAAACCUACAUAGAAGCAGGGCCACCAUCUUGCGCUGCUUUUGUUUCUACAGGAUCACAGAAAGGUCAAACUUUUAACUUCCCCUUUUCUGUAUCUAGUUUGUGACCACCAAAACAGCGACUGUUGAAAGUCAGUUCUCUUUUCAAGUCUAGUUUAAAGCUUUAUUGUCCUUCAACAGAUAUUUAUGAGCUUCAUAUUAGGACACAACCAAUAACUGAUUAAAAGGAAGUUUUGAUAAAAGCUUAAAAUGCAGAAAAGCAUCUUUAAAACCAUUUAAAAGUGACGAUUUUUGAUAUGACUUAAUAUCAAAUGACUGAUAUGACUGAAUAUUUUUUAUUUUAGACCAUAAAAUUAGUAAGGUAGGGUAGACUUUAUUGAUCCUGCAUGGGGGGAAACUAUUUCACCACCAGGACAAGAAGACUCAUACAGACAACAAACAGCAUGGAGACACCAGAAAACAUAAACUCAACACGAGAUACACAAUAAACACAGUCAAGGCCAAUGAAACAUGAUUUAAGAGUGGUACAAUAAAAGAAAAGGACAUGAUGAAAUCCAACAAAGGCCUGAUCAAAAUGAAUCCACUUUAGACCAGUCAGGUGGUUAAAAUCCAAAUCUUAACAUAGAAAUCAGUUUUUUAUGCACGUCGGAUAAAGUCACCUGAGUGAAAACCCUUAACAAACCCUUCUAACCAAUUAAUCUUGCUUCAUCGCACACCUGCACCGAUGCAUGUUUGUUAAAAACAACUCCCCUCCCACAUAGUAUUUUAAAUGUUAAAUAUCCUGGCUGUCAUUUAUCAAGUUUCUUCAGGAGGCAAAAGUUUUGACUAAAUCAGGCUGAACUUUUCGCAUUUUCUUCACUUUUACUGAAUUUAUUCACACUCUGAGACACUUGAUAAAAAACAGCAGCCCUUGAACUCAGAGACGCAGUAUUUUGUUGUUUUUGUUGUUGUUGUUGUGUUUGGUGUUUUGGUGUGUGAAGCUGUGUGUUAUCGUUUCAUCUGUGCAGGGAGGGGGACUGGUGGCUGGCGCGCUCCCUGACCACCGGAGAAAGCGGUUAUAUCCCCAGCAAUUACGUGGCUCCAUCCGACUCCAUCCAGGCAGAAGAGUAAACCCUUUUUUUUUUUUUUUCUUCAUCUUCUUCUUCUUGUCUCUUUCUUUCAUCCUGCGUGUGAAAAAAUCUGCUUUUGAAGUUAUUUGAUGUCUAUCUCUGACGAGGGAACAGUCUGUGGAGAGUUAAAAGAGGAAAUAAGCAAAACUGUGUGUGAAUAUAGAUCUACUAGUCAAACUCAAAGAUCCUUCACCUGAGUUUGACCAGGAACAGAAACUUCUCAACGUCCUGCGUGUUUCCACUCGCUGAUUUAAGCUAAAGUCAGAAAAGUGUAAAUAUCUGAUGUAAAUUUUAAAACAUGCACAGGCUAACCUGCUUGCUUUGACAAACUAACCUCCUGUAUCGACUCCAUCUCUCACUUUCUGCUUCCUGCUCCUCCUCCAGUCAUGUCAGACUGACUCUGGAGUCCAGGUAAGCAGCUGUCGCACUGUAUGCAUGAACACGCACUGCACCUUUAAACGCACAAAGACUCUCCCUGCACUUUCACACUCAAACCACACACUACAACUCCCUUACCUUGUUCCUCUUCUCUUCUUCUCAACCUGCUCCGGUGUGUUUCAUGUGUUUUUUCUCUCUCAAAACCAUCAGGUGGUACUUUGGGAAAAUCACUCGCCGUGACUCCGAGAGACUGCUGCUAAGUCUGGAGAACAGGAGAGGGACUUUCCUGGUGCGAGAGAGUGAGACCACCAAAGGUAAAUACACUAAAAGCAAACUCAUCAUUUACUCUGCCUUUUCACGGGAGAGGGCUGGGGUUAGACCACUGUGUGCGGAGUCAUGACUAAAUUGAAUUCUCAGAGAAAAGAUGUCAAAAUAUUAGGAAUGUGGUGCUUUUUUAUUUCUGCUCGGAUUGUUUUAACCUCAGAUGUUAAAAAUAACUUCCAAAUCGGAGACCUGCAUCUGAAAAAGUCUGACUGUCUCAAACUCUGGGUCUAGAAAUGAUCUUUUUAAAGAAAACACACACCUGCAAAAUCAACUUUCAAAGCAUCUACAGCCUGAUGCAUCCUCCUCUAAUCUCCUUUUAAAAACAUGUAGAGAGACGCUGAGACUCCUGCUGCAAACUCCAGUCCGCAGGAGAACCUAAAACUCUCAUUACUUAUCUGAAGACACGCCCCAGGGACAGAAAGUAAAAGUAAGAUUUGUGACUGUAGCUUCCAACAGUUUUCAUGUCCAUAAUUUUACAUAAAUAAAAAGGGAGCAAGUUGAGAAUCGCCUCGUAUACACGGACAUGUCGGGAUUUAGUUUAAGGUUUUAGUUUAAUGAACCUCAGAGAUCCAUGAUGAAAAAUAGAUUAAAAGACGGUCUAUUUUCAGACCUGACAUCUUCCCACUGGACUUAAAGUCAUUUUAAUUUAAAUUUAAUUAAAAUAGAAAUACUACAAGUGCUUCAUUUAGACAUGUGACCAUAUUUAAAUCCAUCCAAAUGUCACAGAUUAGUUUGAAAGAUGUUUGUUUUAUGUUUAAUUCAAGUUAUUUUAUGGUCAGUCUUCAUGUGGAUGGUCUUGUUUGCUUUUAUGAGACGUACUGAAACACCAGCUUCAAUUUCAACCUGUAACCAGAUUAAAAAGUUUAAAUAUUAAAUGAACUUUUAAGCAAAAAGUUAUGUUCAUAUGAUGCAUGAUUUUAUAUUUUCUGUGAUUUUAACUACAAACUACAAACAAUAUUUAGUAGUUUGGUUUGUCAAAGACAGAUUUAAAACUUCAUUUGUUUGUCUUUAUGGCGUCUUUUUAUUUAAGCUUUUACUCAAACUUGUAAAGAUAAAGAUGGAUAUAAAGUUUUUGUUGAGGAUUAAGUUUGUGAUCUUUCACAUUUAGAAAUAUACAUUUUUAUUCCACUUUUAGUGUCAACACAGGAGAGACCUUUAAUCGCAAUUAGGAUGGAAAAAAUACGUUUUUAUUGACGUGAAUGAGUUUGAAACUAUUGACUUCUCUGAUUUCAGCACAAACAUUUUAUCUAGGUUAAAAAAAAAAAAAAGUUUGAGUUUAAAAAUGUGUGAAAAUUCCCAGAGCUGAACUAAAGUUUGAUCGCCUGCAACAACAACAAAAAAAAAGUUUGAUUAAAAAGUUCUCUUGUGUAUUUCCCUGUAAGUUAUAGUAUUUCACCUGUAGCUAAGACUCACAGCGGUGUAAUGACUUUCAGCAUCCUUGAACAACAGCCCAGAGGUUUCCUGAGGAUACCACGCAGAUAUGAUCGAAAAUGAUAAAAUGAGUUUGUGAGCAGAGAAGUUUUUGGACCUGAGGAGGUCGUCCUAAUUAUUCUGUAGCCUCACACUGGAGAUCCAAACUAACACACUCGCUGUAACUCCUCCACCAUUGAUUAUCUCUAAAUGAGGGUCUGUUUUCCUGGAUUUCUCUGCGCUCUUUUUCCUGAACUUGUAAAAUUUUUAGAUUCUCAGCGUGAAGCUCAGUUCCUCAGUUUGGAUUCAGUGACGUCUUACUGAAAUUCAGGGGAGAAGAAAGUGAAUUUUGCCCCAACAGUCAGACAUGACACCCUGCUGUUCAGUGAGCGCCCGCCGUGCAUCAUGGGUACAGAGCAGAGACGCAUCAGGCAGAUGGGAAAGGUUGGAUGUGGCGCCUGUGGGACUCUGGAGUCUAGAGAUAGUUCUGAUAGUCAGCUGCUCUGAGACUCCUGCAGUCUCCAAGGAUCCACAUAUCUGUGUGUGUUUGUGUGAUUUAGUGCAGGACUCACGUUGUUUCCUGUGAUCGGAUAUGUUUGCAGCCCUGACAUGAAUAAGAAAGAGGGACGAGGUAGGAAGGGAGGGAGAGUGAAUGAGUGAGGAGGAGAGGAGGAGAGGUACCAGGUGGGUGAGCCCGACAGAAUUAGGUCAGCGUGGAGCUGAGGACUGUACCGCCACGGGCAGUAUCAGUUCAAACAUUUGGAGAAGGGGGAGGCAUCGCCUUGGGCUCCUCUGUGAGACUUAGUGAGUCACUCUGUUUUUUAAACUGACUGUGCUGCCCUCUGGUGGUGAAAUAGACACACAGACACCAAAAUACAGAUUUAAAAUGUCCCCAAAUGUUAUAUUUCAUAUUAUUUGUUAUUAUAAUUGUUAUUUUGAAAUAAUCAUUAUAUUAUUAUUAUCAUUAUUUUACUGUUAUUAUUUUUAAUUACUACAACUAUCAUUAUUAUUAUCAUCAUUGUUUUAUUUUAUUUUUUAUUAUUAUUAUUAUUAUUAUUAUUCUUUUAUUAUUGUAAUCAUAAUUAUAAUUUCUAUUAAAAUAAAUACCAAGAAUAUCACACUUUUUUGAUUGCUAAUUAACCUUUUAUGCUUUUUUAAAUUUAUACUAUUUCCCUCCUAAUUUUAAUCUUUUCAGAUUACGAUUUUCUAAAACAUAAAAAGACCUUUUCCCUAAAUCAAUCAGUCUUCAGUCAUAUGUCGCUCUUGUUUAACUUAUGAGUAGAGGCCUUCAGUGUGAAGCGAGUUCAACACGGCUCAGUUAUCUUCGUUUAUCCGUCUUCACCGACCCUGACACGGUUCAUGUCCCGUAAAGGUCAAAAGUCAACCUAGAGUUACUCGCAUGAACAGGGCGGAGCUUAGCUACAUCUGCCCAAUCACAGACAUGAACCAGUUUCCCAUGAACCAGUUUCCCACCAACACAGAGAAACUUAAAGUGAUGAAAUGUGACAAAAUACAUCAAAUUAACUCAUCUGCAUUUGCACAACAAAGAAAGAACUAUGGGAAUAAUUAAAAACAUCUACAGUAAAGCAGCUCAGAUUUAUUCUCAUGGCAUCUAAAUGAGUUUUAGGUCUAAUAUUUAACUGCAGAAACUUAUUUGUUACUUUGGUUUAAACCUAAAAUAAAGCUGCAGAUCUAACAGUGUUAAAGGAAACAGUGUGGGGAUGAUCAAAUGAAAAUGAAAACAUGAUUCAAAGGAAUAAGCUCACCUAGUUUAACACCUGAAAACACAAGAAUAACAUCAUGGAACAACAUCCAGUUAUUUUCAUCAGUAUAAUUCACAUUGCUGUGUCUCCAAAUCUACUGAAAACACCCUGGGCUUAUUUAUUAUGUGUACAGCAGUAAUGAAAAUAUAGAUAAAAACAAAAACACUAAACAGCAUUAAAUAAAGCAGGCGGUAACAAUAAGUUCCUAAAACAGACAGAAACUUCAAACAGAGCCUGACUCAUGUUGACCAGCCGUCUGCUGCGUCUCUGUUAGGCUUGCAAAGAGAAUAAAAAAUCAAAAAUACGUCAACAAAAGAUAUAAAGCGGAAUAAAACAUGAAACACAACAAAGUGAAUAAAUCAUAAAAGCUUCAUGUGGGAGAAGCUUCAUGUUCAGACUGUGGGAUCAUCCGUUUGUAAACCAAAUCUUCUUUCCUCAGUUUCACCCGUUAUCAUGUUUCCCUCCCUCCAGGUGCCUACUGUCUGUCUGUGUUGGACUACGACAACACCAAAGGGCUGAAUGUGAAGCACUACAAGAUCAGGAAGCUGGACAGCGGGGGGUUUUACAUCACGUCACGCACGCAGUUCAGCAGCCUGCAGCAGCUCGUCAACCACUAUCGCAGUAAGUUCAACUCUGACCCCGCAGUAAACUUCAAUCUUUACAAGUAUUUUUGUGAAAAACUCAAACAUUUACUAAACAAGUCCAGAGAAAUGUAUGAAAUAAUAAGAGUUGAAUUACUUCUAAUGAGUAAAAAAAUCUCCAGAUGGAAUUUUUAUAUGUGUCAGGUGACUGCAGCUUAAAUUACACUGAGUCAUACUUAAAAAACACACUGCUGUGAUGCUCUGUCCAUGCAAAUGCAAAUGUAUGAAAAAACUGCUUCUGAAGCUGCUCUGCAGAAAAAUUAAACAUGCUCAGGUGACCUCUGGAAUGCCCCUCUAUCAGGUGAAAUAUAAAAAUAUGACACUUUGGAUGCCGUUCUAUUAGAUAUAAUGAUAAAUAGUGACCUCUGGAUGCCCCUCUGUCUGGUAAAAUAUAAAAAUAUUAAACUCUGGAUGCCUUUCAAUUAGAUAUAAUGACAAAUAGUGACCUCUUGAUUCCCCUCUGUCAGAUAUAAUAGUAAAUAGUGACCUCUGGGUGCCCCUCUAUCAGGUAAAAUAUAAAAAUAUUACACUCUGGAUGCCCUUCUAUUAGAUGUAAUGAUCAAUAGUGACCUCUCAAUGCCCCUCUAUCAGAUUUAAUGAUAAAUGGUUACCUCUGAAUGCCCCUCUGUCAGAUAUAUUAGUAAAAAGUGAUCUCUGGAUGCCCCUCUAUUGGGUAAAAUAUUACACUCUGAUAAUGAUAAAUAGUGACCUCUAGAUACCACCCUUUCAGAUUCAAUGUUAACAUAGUGACUUCUAGAUACCCCUAAAUCAGAUAUAAUAAUAACUAGUGAACUCUAGAUGCCCUUCCAGGUGUUGUACAUUUUGUUUUCCUCCCCUGCCCCUCAAACAGACCUGAGUAUACCACUGUUUGGUUUUGGUGUGUUUUUUGUAUCUUUAACAUAUUAUUGUACUAUAUAGAGAGGUCUUUUGCAAGGGGGAGGGGUCGCAAUGUUUUUUUUUUGUUUGUUUGUUUUUUAAAUUGUGAUAAAUUUUGUUUUUUUUGUGUUGGUGUACCUCCAAAUAGAAAUCAGUUUAUGAUUGAUAAGAAAUAUAUAUUCUCUCAGUCUCAUGUACACACACUUAACAGAGACAGAAACUGAAAUCUUUUUUAAUAAUCACAUUCUCCUCCUCCUCUUCAGAGCACGCUGACGGCCUCUGUCAUAGUCUAACAGACAUCUGUCCCGUACUGAAGCCUCAGACUCAGGGCUUAGCCAAGGAUGCCUGGGAGAUCCCGAGAGAGUCCCUCCGUCUGGACCUCAAACUUGGACAGGGCUGCUUCGGAGAGGUCUGGAUGGGUAAGCUGGGAUCUGAUCUGUUUCUGGAGCUGUUCUCUCUCUGUCUGAGGAGACGUUUGUUGGAUAUCACUUUCACUUGAUUGAGUCGACAUGAUUUAAAUGACUCUUAUUAAUACGUUUUUUCAGGAACAUGGAACGGGACGACACGAGUGGCGAUAAAGACCCUGAAGCCCGGCACCAUGUCCCCUGAAGCUUUCCUCCAGGAGGCUCAGGUCAUGAAGAAACUCAGGCAUGAGAAGCUGGUUCAGCUGUACGCCGUGGUGUCUGAGGAGCCCAUUUACAUCGUCACAGAGUACAUGGGCCAAGGUCAGUGUGGAAUAAACACCUUUAUACAGAGAAAAAACACUGAUUUAAACAAGUUUAGUCGAGGUCACACUAACCUGCUGUGGGUGUUUCCGCCAACAGGUAGCUUACUGGACUUCCUGAAAGGUGACAUGGGUAAGAUGCUCCGCCUCCCUCAGCUGGUGGACAUGGCCUCACAGGUCAGCAUGACUCAGUAUUUUCUUAUCUUAAAUAACGUCUCUUAAAUCCAGAUCAUCAUAAAUCCUCUCUGUGUCUCUGUCUCAGAUUGCUUCAGGGAUGGCGUACGUGGAGAGGAUGAACUACGUGCACAGAGACCUCAGAGCUGCAAACAUCCUGGUCGGAGAUAACCUCGUGUGCAAAGUGGCCGAUUUCGGUCUGGCUCGCCUCAUCGAGGAUAACGAGUACACCGCCAGGCAAGGUACGACCGCACGACUCUGCUGAGAGCCUUUUACAUCAGAUUCAUUAUGAUGACUUUUGUUUUCAGUUAUUUUUCAAGAUAAACCAGUCAGACAAUUUAAAAUCCCAGCGUCUUUACUGUGAUAAUACGCUGUUUGUGUUUGUUAUUUGUUAAAUAUCUUUGGUCUCAGAUCAAAAAUGAGAUAUUUAAAAAUAAAGAUUGAACUCAGGGGAAUUAGUGAUGGAAAUUAUGUUUUUUUUCUUUAAAUAAUAUCUUUGUUGACUUUCAUUUCACAUUAUACAGACAGUUUUGUAAUGUAACUAUGUAUUACAAAAGUUAUUUUUUUCCCCAUUCCCAAUAAAACAAACACAAACAUUAACCUUUCUCUAAAUAUAAAAGAACACACAAAACAUAAAGUACUUUUUACAAUCAAUAAUUACUUGUUUGGGAUAAAUUGUAAUACAUACAUUUUCAGUUUUUAUUUAUUAUUUAUUUACAUUUAUUUACUUUCAUUCAGUGGAGAAGCCCUUCGAUAUCUCCAUUCUUAAUAUAGCUACCAAAUGGUAUAUUCGAGAUCCUCUUAUUUAUAUGUUAUUUUUCCAUUGACAUACAUUGUGCCAUGUUCUUGAUCCAAAAUCUGAUAGGUGCAUCAGUUUUCAUCCAAUUAAAGGCCAAUGUGCGUUUUGCCGGUAAUACGGCAAAAUCAAUAAACUUUUGCUCUUUGGUUCUCAAAUUGAGAUCAGUUGGGUACAUGUUGGAUACAAUAAGAUCCAUUUGAACAUUUUUAGACUCAAAAGUUUAAUAAUUAACCAUCAGAUUCAUUGAUUAUUAGAUCAAAUUGAUCGCUGACGGUCCUUAAAUCCUGUGGGGUAUCUUUGAGGGGUUCUCAAUCUUUGCUUUUUUUUAAAUUUCAAGUGUCAAAAUCAGUAUUUUUGAAACAUUAAAACAAACUAAUAUGAAUUCAUGUAAGACUGAUAAGCAUUAUACUUCCCCUCCUGUUAUUCGUCUCAUGAUGACUCUCAUCCUGAAGCCUCUGAUGUAGUACCUGCAGUUAAAAGGUGUUAGCCUCCAGGAGAGCGUAUGAAUCAUGCAGCUGAUGGGAUGUGCUUUUGUUUCACUCUGCGCUGCGACGGGCUAAUUUUAGACCGCUGAUGAAUGUUUCCUCUUGCAGGAGCCAAGUUUCCCAUCAAGUGGACGGCUCCUGAGGCCGCGCUGUACGGGCGCUUCACUAUUAAAUCGGAUGUCUGGUCGUUCGGGGUCCUGCUGACUGAGCUCGCCACUAAAGGAAGGGUGCCGUAUCCAGGUGAGGAGGUUUUUUUUAGGGAUGGGAAUCGAGAACCGGUUCCAAAUAGUUCAAUCCAUCAACAUCAUUUACAUUUUAUCUUAACGAUUCCCUUAACGAUUCCUGCCUUGAAAGGCAUCGAUAAGAAAAUCGUUAAAGAAUUGAAUCGUUAACCAGAAUCGAUAAUGGCAUCGAUAUCGAUAAGAUCUUAUCAAUUCCCAUCCCUGGGUUUUGAAUCAUCAGCAAUCAUGUGAUUUCUCACGUCGUGCCUUUUUCUCUCUCAGGUAUGGUGAACAGGGAGGUGUUGGACCAGGUGGAGCGCGGCUACAGGAUGCCGUGCCCGGCAGAGUGUCCUGAAUCCCUCCACGACCUGAUGCUGACCUGCUGGAGGAAGGAGCCCGAGGAGAGGCCCACCUUCGAGUACCUGCAGGGCUUCCUGGAGGAUUACUUCACCUCCACGGAGCCUCAGUACCAGCCGGGAGAGAACCUGUAA